AUGGGGAGCCCCAAAGAGGAAGAGGCAUCCUCCAGACACACAUUAUCCCACCACGCUCCUCAGGAACACAAGCUGGAAGACCUGAAGAAUGAGAUUGAGAAGAGGCAAGCCAAAAAUGCCACCAAAUUCCCAGAGAAUUCCCAGCUGGACACCGAGGCACAAGGGCGAGAAGAGAAGAACCAGCAACCGGACAUAAGGAGCACCGUCAGCAGAUGUGGAAAAGCGACUUUCCAGCUCCCAGCAGAUGCCUCUCCGGAGUCAGAAGAGAGAUCCUGUCACUUCUCCUGGAGGAACGGAGGGCUGAAGGAGACCCUGAGGAAGCUGCAAGCCACCGUGACGCUGGACCCGGACACUGCGCAUCCCGACCUCAUCCUGUCGGAGGACGGGAAGAGCGUGCGGCGCGGCGCGGGCCGCCGGGACGUGCCGGACAACCCGGAGCGCUUUGACUACUGGCCCUUCGUGCUGGGCUGCCAGGGCUUCGCGGCCGGGCGGCACUGCUGGGACGUGGAGGUGGGCGACAGCGGGGACUGGGCGCUGGGGGUGGCCCGGGACUCCAUCCACCGCAAAGGGCACCUCAGCCUCUGCCCGCAGGGAGGGAUCUGGGGCUUGGAGAAGUGGGGGGGGCAGGUGCGGGCCCUCACCGCCCGCAAGGUGACGCUGCUGCCGCUGCGCUGGGUACCGCGCAGGGUCAGCGUCCACCUGGAUUACGGCGGCGGGACCGUGGCGUUCUUCGAUGCCGAUGAAGGGGGGCUUAUGUUCAUCUUCUCCCGAGCGGCAUUCACCGGGGAGAGGGUCCGGCCCUGGCUCUGGGUGGUGGGGGCCAGGUCCCAGCUCAGGCUGUGUCCGUGAGACACUGGGGGGAGCAUCCCCUAACCCCAACCCAGAGCAGCAUCCCCUAAACCAGAGCAGCAUCCCUUAAGC
Pezoporus flaviventris is the source of this 921-nucleotide messenger RNA. Its product is annotated as E3 ubiquitin-protein ligase TRIM39-like. The record is from RefSeq and is a predicted model, not a curated record. Bases 1 to 849 code for a protein of 282 amino acids. Gene Ontology annotation, molecular function: protein binding. Lineage: Eukaryota; Metazoa; Chordata; Aves; Psittaciformes; Psittacidae. The transcript has 6 exons.